AUGAAUCCAUACGUGCGCUGCGUGCACGAUAGCGGGGUGCCGAAAAUUCGCUCCCUCCAAGAGCUUCUCUCUCAGAGGAUCCAGCCGGACCCCGCGGAGCCAGAUACCCCGUGUCUUCGACCGAGUCACGGGCCGCCAGGGGUGUGGGCGCAGGCGCCAGAGCCGCCGAGCUUCGACGACGGACGUGCGACAAUGAUGUCGGCGCAUGGCCAGUCCACCGUUGAGCGCCACGCAGACCCCUCACUCGCUGGUGCUCCCGCGGCCAGCAAUCCGUCACCGGUGCUCACCUUCACCGCCGACAGCGUCGCCACGCCAAACACGUUUGCCACAGUCAAGACCCACGAAAUGCGCAUCUUGUCACGUCUCACGAAGCGCCUGCGGUGGUCAGAGCGGCAUCAGGACAUGCCCUUUGGCGAGCCAGUAGAGAUGAUGCUGGCGGAGGCCGACGUGGGCGAGGACACUGAAGGGGGGUCCGAGGACAGGGACUCCGAGGUGAUGGAUGUUGUCCACACAGGCCGCUCAGGUGCACUUGCGCAGGACCCAGAAGACCUUUCUGAGAAGCAAGAUGAGGCUGGCGUGCAGCUCCUGCCCUGCUCCACACGUGACAGGGCCGAGGCGGCUGCGGUUCAGGAGACACCGCCGCACUUCGUGGCGGUCUCCCGUCCAGCGGCGGCUUCAAAUGCAUGCCCACAGCACGUGUCAGAAGUGAAGGAGGGCAUCGUGUCGUCUCCCUCAUCGGGCGGCAUUUUCUGCACCCUUGCCAGAGGUCCCACGCCUCCUGACGGACGGAAACUCCGCACCACCGACGUCACGCCCGCCGACUCCAGCGACAGCUCACCGCAGCAGCCUCACUACACCCAUGGGCAGCAACAACAGCAUUCACGGCCUGCUGCUGUGCCGCUGCGCACCACGUACCCUGCCCCGGUGGCGAGACUGGAGGAGAGCCCGUAUCACUACAUUAUGCGCAACUACAUUGGCGGGACGUUUCUGUACUAUAGCACGCCGGAGAGCAAGGACUACUUUUUGCGCCUAUGCCACCGCGUUGUGGCGCAGGUGCGGCCUCUGCUGGAGCAGGAAACGCUGUCGCCCCACCACGGCCUGUUCCCGCGCAUCAACGCGCCGGCCUUCGUCUUCGGCGACAUCCACGGGAACUUUGAGGACUUGUCCUUCUUCCUGAAGCGGUUGCUGAUCUUCCACGACUUCAACCUCACCCCAGCAAAUAUCUUGUGCCUCGGCGACUAUGUCGAUCGCGGCCCUUUCUCGCUCGAGUGUGUCAUGCUCCUCUUCUCGCUCAAGAUCAUGAACGCAUCGAAGAUCGUCAUGCUGCGCGGCAACCACGAGGACCGCGUCGUCUGCGGUGACCUGCGCACCUACGGCCGCGGCUGCUUCCUGGCUCAGUGUCACACUGUCUUUGGCUACACUGCGGGAACGAAGCUGUUCCGCGAGGUGACGGCCCUGUUCAAGUACCUCCCGCUGGCGGCGGAACUGGUGAUCCCGAGCACACCAAACUUAUCAUUUCUGCGGUCGCAGCAGACCGUGAUGCACCCGAACCUUUACGUGAGCCAGCCAGCAGUACUGCUCCACGACGGCAAUCGGACCAAGCGGACCGCGUCAACGACCUCGCUGACGUCAGGCUCGACGACGAAGGCGUCUUCACUCGACUCGCAGCACCUCCGCACGCUGCACCGCGACGGCGAAGUGGCUAGCGGCGACAAGGAAGGUGACGAGACACUCUCCAAGAACUCGGCCAGCGCGGAGGCGGUGUCCCCGCUGCCGACCGGCUACAACACAAUCGCGGACGCCUCUCUCGCACGUGGGCAGCCGUCCCGGCACGAGGCUCACGAAGAGCGCAUCUUGUGCACACACGGCGGUAUUCCCCGCUUCGAUCGCUCGCCGUAUGAGAACUCGCUUGCCUCUCUGCGCAGUCUCUCUUUCCCCCGUAUGCUCACGUUGUUUCCGAACAACCCGGCUGUGAAAGACGACGCCGAGUGCAUGCCGGACUACUUUGUGAAGCAGGAGCUGGAGGCGCUAUGGCGCCGGUACCCGUCUGCCGCUCCACCCGGUUUCACGGCGGCGUGCCGACGAGAGGCUGCAGAGGCCGCCGCCGCCGCAACUGCGAGCACGAGUACCCCGGCGGCGUCCAAGUCUUUUGGCACUUUCUCUUCUUCCCUAAAGCUGCAGAGAAAGGCGAGUAGCGGCAGCGCCGGGAGCAGUGUGAGCGGCCCUGAAGUUGCCGCAGCGGCAGUGCCGCCAGAGGCGGAGGCAUCGUCUCGCCCCUCGUCGUGCUCGGCGGCGUCCUCCGCGUCUCGUACGGCGAGUCUGGUACCCGGAGUGCAGAGCGAGCAGCAGCAGCAGCCACAAGGCCACAAGUCUCCACCCGUUAUGCGCAGCAGCAGCGACUAUUUGCCGCAGUUAACCGAGGACGACGUGCGCAAGAGCUGGUACACCAUGUUCGACUUGCUCUGGUCGGACCCGACCCCGAUGGAGCUGGAAGAGGCGGCGGCGUGCGUGGACUGGGAGUCUUCUCGUGUUGCUGGCGGCGAACACGACGCUCACCGAAGCUCGUCCUCCUCCUCUUCGGCGACCGCCGCUAGAGGGUCGACGCCAAGCGUGCAUGUCAACGAGUGGGGCUUCACCGUCAACACCCGCGGCAGCAACGUUGUCUCCUUCUCCGCGAAGGCGGUGGACACGUUCCUCACGGCGUACCAUUACUCGAUGCUCUUCCGCGCUCAUCAGGAGAAGGCGCAUGGGCUGCGGUGGAGUAAGAGCAGCAAGGUGCUUACCAUCUUCAGCAGCAGCAACUACAUGGGCCACCGCAACGGCGCUGGCUGCGUCGUGGUCGCUGCGAACGGCGAGGUGCAGAUGAUUGAGAAGGUGGUGACCAUGUGA
Messenger RNA from Leishmania mexicana MHOM/GT/2001/U1103, 2889 nucleotides. Its product is annotated as serine/threonine protein phosphatase-like protein. Gene Ontology annotation, cellular component: cytoplasm. The transcript has a single exon. Gene Ontology annotation, molecular function: protein serine/threonine phosphatase activity. The record is from RefSeq and is a predicted model, not a curated record. Bases 1 to 2889 code for a protein of 962 amino acids. Lineage: Eukaryota; Euglenozoa; Kinetoplastea; Trypanosomatida; Trypanosomatidae. Gene Ontology annotation, biological process: peptidyl-serine dephosphorylation.